AUGACCGACAUUUCUCCUUCGGAUAAUAAUGUGAGGCAAUUUGGACAAAAUGGAAUUAUACAGCCUCUUUUAACAGAUCUGUAUCAAAUCACAAUGGCCUAUGCCUAUUGGAAAUCAGGCAAAACCGAAGAUCAUGCGGUGUUUGACUUAUUUUUCCGGAAAAAUCCAUUCCAAGGCGAAUUCACGAUUUUCGCUGGACUCGAAGAGUGCCUGAAAUUUUUAGGAAAAUUUCGUUAUUCGAAAAGUGAUAUAGAAUAUCUAAAGGAAAUUUUACCACCUUCGACUGAAGAAGAAUUUUUUCAUUUCCUCAGCACCUUGACCGCAAAAGAUGUGAAAUUGUAUGCCAUGGCAGAAGGAUCUGUAGCAUUUCCCAAGGUUCCCCUGAUGCGAAUAGAAGGUCCAUUAACUAUAGUUCAGCUAAUAGAAACGACAUUACUGACGUUAGUUAAUUACGCCAGCUUGAUGGCAACAAAUGCGGCCAGAUAUAGAAUCGCAGCUGGAAAUUUAAUGUUAUUGGAAUUUGGCUUGCGAAGGGCUCAAGGGCCUGACGGUGGCUUGUCAGCUUCAAAAUAUUCAUACAUAGGUGGAUUUGAUGGUACGAGUAACGUCCUGGCAGGCAAACUCUUUAACAUUCCAGUGAAAGGAACUCACGCUCACGCUUACAUAACUUCCUUCAACGGUUUCUCGGAGCUGAAAAACACUCACCUCCAGCCUAAAAACGGUGGUAAACCUCGUGACCUACUCAAACUAGCUCUAUUUUGGAAAGAAGAACUAUUGAUAAUGUUUAAAGUUGCAGCUUCAGAAGCUAACGAAGGUGAAUUGGCGGCUCUCAUAUCGUUCGCAAUAGCGUUUCCUAGUGGAUUCAUGGCCUUGGUGGACACGUACGAAGUACAACGGAGCGGUCUUUUGAAUUUUUGCAUUGUAGCCUUAGCUUUAAACGACUUAGGAUAUCGGGCGACAGGCAUAAGAUUGGACAGCGGAGAUUUGUCGUAUUUGUCCAACGUCGCCAGGCACUAUUUUACUGAAAUAAGCAAAAAAUACGAUAUUCCUUGGUUUGCGAAUUUAUUGAUCAUGGCCUCAAAUGAUAUAAACGAAGAAACCAUCGUCAGCCUCAACGAACAAGGUCACAAAAUCAAUUGCUUCGGCAUCGGUACUCAUUUGGUAACUUGCCAGAGGCAACCAGCUUUGGGUUGCGUCUAUAAAAUGGUCGAACUCAACGGUUAUCCAAGAAUAAAGCUCAGCCAGGAAGUCUUCAAAGUUACCAUGCCAGGUAGCAAAGACGUUUACCGGCUUUACAGCGAGAGCGGGCACGCUCUUGUAGAUCUGGUGCAGAGAUACGUGGAACCGCCUCCGAAUGUGGACGAAAAAAUUUUGUGCAGGCAUCCGUUUGAAGAAUCGAAAAGGGCCUACGUUAAACCGGCGAGAAUCGAAAAGUUGUUGGUGCUUUAUUGGGAAGAUGGACGAAUUGUGAAGACGCUGCCUAGUCUGCAGGAAAUUAAGGAAAAGGUAACCAGUUCUUUGAAGACUUUGAGGCCAGACAUCAAAAGGAAUUUGAAUCCUACGCCAUAUAAGGUUGCUGUGAGUGAUGAUCUCUACCAUUUUAUUCAUGAUCAGUGGCUGAAAAAUGCACCUAUAGGUGAAUUAUCUUAA
This is a messenger RNA of Ceutorhynchus assimilis (cabbage seed weevil), 1650 nucleotides long. The record is from the annotation of a GenBank genome assembly. Lineage: Eukaryota; Metazoa; Arthropoda; Insecta; Coleoptera; Curculionidae.